Molecule: messenger RNA, 2241 nt
Organism: Dichotomopilus funicola
Lineage: Eukaryota; Fungi; Ascomycota; Sordariomycetes; Sordariales; Chaetomiaceae
Exons: 5
Coding region: 1-2241 (746 amino acids)
Biological process (GO): phenylacetate catabolic process; carbohydrate metabolic process; fatty acid beta-oxidation
Cellular component (GO): peroxisome
Molecular function (GO): fructose 1,6-bisphosphate 1-phosphatase activity; acetyl-CoA C-acyltransferase activity
Source: RefSeq, a predicted model, not a curated record
AUGGCUACAAACGGGUCCAGCCCGGUGGAGGGGGAGAAGGUCAACACCCACAUCGUCACGCUCACCAGAUUCCUCACGGAAGAGCAAGUAAAACACAAAGAGGCAACAGGAGACUUUACUCUCCUCUGCCACGCGCUGCAGUUCUCGUUCAAGUCGAUCGCCUACUACAUCCGGAGGGCCACACUCGUGAACCUGACAGGACUGGCCGGGUCGUCCAACACGACCGGCGACGAGCAAAAGAAGUUAGAUGUCAUCUCCAACGACCUGUUUAUCGAGGCGAUGCGGUCAAGCGGGCGGUGCGCGCUGCUGGUCUCAGAAGAGGAAGAAGACAUCAUUUUCUUCCGCGACAGCGAGAACGCCCGGUACGCCGUAGCCUGCGACCCCAUUGACGGCAGCUCCAACCUCGACGCGGGUGUGUCAGUCGGCACGAUUUUCGGGAUCCACAAGCUUGCCGAAGGGUCGAAGGGGACAAAAGAGGACAUCCUCAAGCCAGGCAGCGAGCUACUCGCCGCGGGGUUCACCAUGUACGGCGCCUCGGCACAGCUGGUCAUCACGAUGCGCGGCGGCAGCGUCAAUGGCUUCACGCUCGACAACGGUCUCGGCGAGUUCAUCCUGACGCACCCGGACAUGCGGCUGCCGGCCAAGCGCUCCAUCUACUCCGUCAACGAAGGUAACUCGCUGUACUGGGAGGAUAAUGUCAAGAAUUACUUCAAUUCGCUGAAGGAGGCGCCUGAGGGCGGCAAGCCGUACAGCGCGCGGUAUAUUGGCAGCAUGGUUGCUGAUGCUUACCGUACGUUGUUGUAUGGCGGUAUCUUUGCGUAUCCCGCCGAUAAGAAGAGCCCUAAGGGCAAGCUGCGGAUUCUGUACGAGUGCGCGCCGAUGGCCAUGGUGUUUGAGAAUGCCGGCGGCCAGGCGCUCAACAGUAAGAUGGAGCGUAUGCUAGAAGUGGUGCCCGAGCACAUUCACGACAAGUCUGGUAUCUUCAUGGGCAGCUACGACGAGGUGGAGAAGCUGGGCAACCAGAUCACCGGCGGUGCCGGUGGCGGCAAGGCCAAGCUUCUGCAGAAGAACCCCGAUGAUAUCGUCGUGACCGCCGCGCUCCGGACCGCCAUCUGCAGGGGCGGCAAGGGCCAAUUCAAGGAUACCUUCUCUGCCGACUUGAUGGCCGGCGCGUUCAAGGGCAUUCUCGAGCGCUCCAAGAUCGACCCGGCCCUCGUCGAGGAUGUUGUAGUCGGCACCGUCCUGGCCCCCGGCGGUGGUGCCACUGAGAUGCGGGCUGCUGCGCUCGUCGCCGGCUUCCCCGACUCGACCGCCGUCCGCACCCUGAACCGCCAGUGCUCGUCCGGCCUCCAGGCCUGCGUCGACAUCGCCAACCAGAUCCGCAGCGGCAUGAUUGAGGUCGGCAUCGGCGCCGGUGUCGAGAGCAUGUCCACCCAGUACGGCCCGGGCGCCGUCUCCGAGUUCUCCGAGGCCUUCGAGGCCCACACCGAGGCCGCCAACUGCAAGGUCCCCAUGGGUGUCCUCUCCGAGGACAUGGCCAAGGCGCGCAACAUCACCCGCGCCAGCCAGGACGCCUUCGCGGCUGACUCGUUCAAGAAGGCCGGCGAGGCCCAGGCCAAGGGUCUCUUCAAGGAAGAGAUCCACCCCCUCACGGUCAAGUUCGAGGACCCCAAGUCCGGCGAGACCAAGGAGAUCACCGUUGACAAGGACGACGGCGUCCGCGCGGGCGUGACCGCCGAGUCCCUCGGCAAGAUCCGCCCGGCCUUCGCCAAGGACGGCUCCAUCCACGCCGGCAACGCCUCGCAGGUCAGCGACGGCGCCGCCGCCGUGCUGAUGAUGAAGCGCUCCACCGCCGAGAAGCUCGGCCAGCCCAUCCUCGGCAAGUUCGUCGCCGCUUCCAUCGUCGGCGUUCCCCCUCUCCUCAUGGGCGUGGGCCCCUGGAAGGCCAUCCCCAAGGUCUUUGAGCUCACGGGGAUCAACAAGGACGACGUCGACAUCUUUGAGAUCAACGAGGCGUUCGCCAGCCAGUGCCUCUGGUGUGCCAACGAGCUGGGCCUGCCGCUGGAGAAGAUCAACCCCAAGGGCGGUGCCAUCGCGUUUGGUCACCCGCUUGGCUGCACUGGUGCCCGCCAGGUGUCGACGCUGCUGUAUGAGCUGAAGAGGACGGGCAAGCAGGUUGGUGUCACGUCCAUGUGUGUCGGCACUGGGAUGGGUAUGGCGGCCGUCUGGGUUGCCGAGUAA